Corylus avellana is the source of this 510-nucleotide messenger RNA. The record is from RefSeq and is a predicted model, not a curated record. NCBI's taxonomy places the organism in Eukaryota, Viridiplantae, Streptophyta, Magnoliopsida, Fagales, Betulaceae.
AUGGAGAAACCAUCGAAGCUGAGAAGCAAGUUGAUGAGGUUUCUAAUACCACAUGCCGCAUCAGCAGUAACAUUCCAAAGCCCACCUCUUAGUCCUGGAAAAGCGGUUGCCACGCCGAGAGGAUCCUCCAGUCCAUCCAUAUCAAUAAUCCCACCGGAGGUUCAAAGAAAGCCGAAGACUGCAAGCUUCGACGCACGAGAGCCCACAUCGCCGAAAGUCUCGUGCAUGGGCCAUGUCAAGAACACGAAGAAGAUCAAAAGAAAGCCUAAGCGGGUUUCAGUUUCACUCCCACCACCUACGCAAGCAACGAUGCGAGUUUCUUGUCGUGGCCGGAUGGCUAAUGUUUUUUUCUACCAUGAGAAGCAAACAGUUCCGGAUCAAGCGCCUUCUUUGGGUCAGAUAAAGCGGUUUUCAAGUGCACGUGCCGGGGCCUUGUCGAACUUUGAUUGGAGGACUUCUGAUGCAGUGGUGGUGCUCGAUUCCCUGAAUGAGAACUGCUCUUCAGCCUGA